AUGGAUCUAUGCAAAGCUGCAAAAGAUGGCGAGGAACUUGGCAAACGUCGCGACCUUCGCGACGAAAUAAUUUUUACGAUAGACCCAAAAACAGCGCGUCUUGAUGAUGCGUUGUCAGUGGUACCUUGUGAUGACGUAAACGGAGUGGACUGCCUGGCUGGGAGGUUCUUUCCUGAUAUUUAUGAAAGCAUGGAGCUUGCAAGGUAUUGUACCGGUUCUGUCAAAAGUCAGACUUACCAUCAUUUUGCGCUGAAUGUGCCAUUCUACACACAAUUUACUUCACCCAUCCGUCUUUAUCCGGAUAGAAUCGUGCAUCGGUCUUUGGAUGCAGCUUUGGGUUAUUGUGAGCCCUCCGAGCGAAGUGUCGAGGAUCAAAAAAUCGCUGAGCAUUGCAAUGACAAGAAACUGAUAGCAAAGAAAGUUAGUGAAUUCAGUGCGGAGUUGUUCUUUGGAGUACUCAUACACAGAGUGGGACCAACGGAAGCAAAAGGAGUUGUUGUAAAUGUCCUAGAUGCUGCAUUUGAUGUUCUGUUGUUCAAAUACGGUGUGAUCGGUGUACGGUAUAAUACGGUGUUGUAA
Messenger RNA from Cylicocyclus nassatus, 579 nucleotides. NCBI's taxonomy places the organism in Eukaryota, Metazoa, Nematoda, Chromadorea, Rhabditida, Strongylidae. The record is from the annotation of a GenBank genome assembly.